This is a messenger RNA of Platichthys flesus (European flounder), 3993 nucleotides long. RefSeq names its product neurotrophic tyrosine kinase, receptor, type 2a (gene ntrk2a). Gene Ontology annotation, biological process: cellular response to brain-derived neurotrophic factor stimulus; trans-synaptic signaling by neuropeptide, modulating synaptic transmission; positive regulation of kinase activity. The transcript is spliced from 20 exons. The record is from RefSeq and is a predicted model, not a curated record. Lineage: Eukaryota; Metazoa; Chordata; Actinopteri; Pleuronectiformes; Pleuronectidae. Gene Ontology annotation, cellular component: signaling receptor complex; plasma membrane; axon. Gene Ontology annotation, molecular function: brain-derived neurotrophic factor receptor activity; brain-derived neurotrophic factor binding; ATP binding. Bases 422 to 2866 code for a protein of 814 amino acids.
CGCAGCGGCCAGUGCGUGACGGCUGAGAGAGAGAGAGAGAGAGAGAGAGAGAGAGAGAGAGAGAGAGAGAGAGAGAGAGAGAGAGAGACCCUCCCUGGCACACAGUGUGUCAGUGUGAUUUUGGCUGACGGGGGACCGUGGAGGAUUCACGCAGGAACCAGGAGGACCCACUCUCCUCUUCCCCCCUGUUUCACACCUUUCUCUCCGCCUCCUCUGUCAUCCUUGGUCGCUGACGAUGGUUUUCUAAUCGGCGCCCCCUGCGCCCACCUCAGCAUCGGAUUUUUACGCUUCACCACCUCCUCCUCCUUGGCUGAUUUUUGGUUGAACCAGGGGGGCUGAUUCCCAUCCAACCUGCAGUCCGGGCUGUGCCGUGCCGGGCUGUUUCAGCGAGCCUGGUAAUUGCUGAAGUUGGCACCCGACGAUGAGCGCCUUGAGACCCGGGAGCGGGGCUCUCUCCGCGCCGGGGAGGAGGGGGCCCGGGUCGUGGCGGUUCCUGUGGUGGUGGGUCGCGGCGGUCGAGCUGGCGGUGGGCUCGGGAGAUCCGUGGUUGUCCGCGGAGGCAUGCCCGUCCUCCUGCUCCUGCAGCAGCACCAAGAUCUCCUGCGUGGAUCCGGAGAAUGGCAUCAACGCCUUCCCGGUCCUGCAGAGCGAGGCGGAGAUGGAGAACAUAACCGACAUUUACAUCGUCAACCAGAGCAGCUUCUCCUCCAUCAACGACAAAGACCUGCACUACUACAAGAAUCUCAGGAACCUAACGGUGACCAACAGCAAGCUGACAUAUGUAUCGAAGCUGGCUUUCCAAAACAACAUCAAGUUGCAGUACCUGAAUCUGAAAGAUAACAACUUGUCAUCCCUGUCCUGGAGAAUAUUCAGAAACCUCAACAUGUCUUAUCUGAUCCUAACGGGGAACCCUCUGCACUGCUCCUGUGAAAACAUGUGGAUCAAGCUUUGGCUAGGGGAGGAAGCAGACACUCAGGAGCUGCGCUGCAUUGAGGAAGGAGGAGGACGCAAGCUGCUGUCCAGACUGAUGCUGCCUAACUGUGAGGUACCCAUGGCAACUCUGAGCCCAGACAAAGUGACAGUAAUGGAGGGGGCGAACGUGCUGCUGUCCUGCACGACCUCCGGCGUGCCUUCACCUGAGCUGAUAUGGAACAUGGCACUGGUCACCAACUAUGUGAUCGAGACAUCGGGCCAGGUUUCAGGGCUGCGACUGUCCAACCUGUCGUCGCUGGAUCACAACAGCAAGAUCAGCUGCACGGCUGAGAACAUUGUCGGAGAGAAGGAGUCCUCUGUGCUGCUGGAUAUACUUUUUCCUCCCAAAAUCAAUAAGCUGGGGGCUGCAAUCCCAGACCAUCACUGGUGCAUCCCCUUCAGUGUGGCAGGAAACCCCAAGCCGCAGUUUAAAUGGUUUCUGGAUGACAAGGCGGUGAUGGAGGACAGCUACAUAAUGACCAUGAUCCAUGACAUCACAGACCGGGAGUACCACGGCUGCCUGCAGCUGGACAGCCCUACACACCUCUACAACGGGAGGUACAGGCUGUUGGUUACAAAUAAAUAUGGGUCAGACGAGAGGGAGGUGAAGGCCCACUUCAUGCACGAGCCCUGGGAUGGGACUGAGAAGGACCCAUAUUAUUAUGAAGUAACCACAGAAGAGCCCCCUGUAGAUCCACCUGAGGACAGAGUCGCUGUGUACGUGGUGGUGGGCAUCGCCGCUGUAGCCUUUACUGGUUUCCUCCUCAUGCUGGUUAUUCUCAAGUUCGGAGGAAACUCCAAGUUUGGCAUCAAAGGAGCGUCAUCAGUGAUCAGCAAUGACGAUGACUCGGCCUCUCCUCUUCACCACGUCUCCAACGGCAGCAACACUCCCUCCUCCUCGGAGAUGGGCCCCGACGCCGUCAUCAUCGGCAUGACCAAGAUCCCGGUGAUCGAGAACCCUCAGUACUUCAGGAGCACAAACAGCCUGCUCAAAACCGACACAUUCGUCCAGCAUAUCAAGAGACACAACAUUGUGUUGAAGAGGGAGCUGGGAGAGGGAGCCUUCGGAAAGGUCUUCCUGGCCGAGUGUUACAACCUCUCACCUGACCAGGAGAAGAUACUGGUGGCUGUCAAGACACUUAAAGAGGCCAGUGAAAAUGCCAGGAAGGAUUUCCACCGUGAAUCUGAGCUCCUGACAAACCUUCAACACGAACACAUCGUCACCUUUUACGGCGUCUGUGUGGAGAGCGACCCUCUCAUCAUGGUGUUUGAGUACAUGAAGCACGGAGACCUCAACAAGUUCCUCAGGGCUCACGGUCCGGACGCGGUUCUGAUGUCAGAGGGUCAGACCACCAGACCUGUGGAGCUGACCCAGUCUCAGAUGCUGCACAUCGCCCAGCAGAUAGCAUCCGGCAUGGUCUACCUGGCAUCUCAGCACUUUGUGCAUCGCGACCUGGCCACCAGGAACUGCCUGGUGGGCGAGAACCUGCUGGUGAAGAUCGGGGACUUCGGCAUGUCCAGAGAUGUCUACAGUACGGACUACUACAGGGUCGGCGGCCACACCAUGCUACCCAUCCGCUGGAUGCCCCCUGAAAGCAUCAUGUACAGAAAAUUCACCACAGAAAGUGACGUCUGGAGUCUUGGAGUCGUUCUCUGGGAGAUCUUCACCUACGGAAAACAGCCUUGGUACCAGCUCUCCAACAACGAGGUGAUCGAGUGUAUAACCCAGGGCAGGGUGCUGCAGCGCCCCAGGACCUGUCCUAAAGAAGUGUACGACCUGAUGCUGGGCUGCUGGCAGAGAGAACCGCACAUGAGACUCAACAUCAAGGAAAUCCACUGUCUGCUCCUCAACCUGGCCAAGGCCUCACCUGUAUACCUGGAUAUACUGGGCUAAACACAGGAAGAGGACGGAGGAAUGCGUAUCUGUGUGUUAAGGUGUGGAUGGUUGCUGUAUUUAAGUGUGUAUGUGCACUUGAGGUAUGUGUGUGUGUGUGUGUCUGCUAUAGGGUAGACAUGGUGAUACCUCUGAAUAAGGUGUGUGUGCGAGCAAGGUGGCGCUGUACAGGAUGUGAAGCUAGCACCAGACUCUUUAAGGCAAUCAAGACGUUCUUCAACUCAGCCCCAAUCGCCUCUUUCCUCCCGACCAAUUUCCUCUCCUUUGUGCAUCUACUUCUUCCCCGUUUCCUCUCCCGAAGACACAUUUAGAAUGAGUGAUUCAACUUUGGAGGAGAGGAGAAAGAAAGCUUCUCUCUUCUUCUCAAACGCUUUAAACUGACUGGGACUAAAUUGAUGAAACCUGAUAAACAGGACUUUAAAUUUGGUGACUCAUCUGUCGCUGCCUGUCGGACCACAGGACUCGUUGUGAGCAUCCUGGAGUUUUAAAAGGAGGCGCAGCGCGGGGAGGAUUUCCAGAAGCCUUGUAUACUUUUGCGUGUAAAUACGAGACUGUGAGACUCUCUUCAGAGAAAAUGGCUCGGUGAGAUGUGGAGCCACGAAGACGCCGAUUCCCCCUCUCGCCCCUGUCUGUCUAUGUGACCUCUUUCUUUCUGUCCGCCUCUCCGAACUGUACGUGAAUAUUAAUGUCAGCAUUCAUACAACGUGGCUUGUGGACAGGACGACAUGAUAAACACACUGGUAGACGUUCAGUAGACUGACCCGAACAUAAUAAUGACGAAAACAAAAAAAAAGGAGGAAACACUGGUUUUCUGCCUCUCUGAAUGAGGAAUACGGAAAACGCAGGGGGGUUAAAAAAAAGAAACAACUAUUUUGCAUUGAUCUACAUUAUGUUCUCAUGCAACAGAUUGAUAUCAAUGAUUUUACACAUAUAUGCACCCAUAUCUGCAUAGUGCAUUGUUUUUUCUCUAUUACUUUGCCUGAGACGUAACAUGAUGAUCAUCCAUCCAGCCCCUCCCCCUCUCACUGAAGUGACAGCUGCUUCCCUCGCGAUGUCAAGCACCCGUGUCGGAGGUCAAUUGAUUCAUUUGUCCACAGCUGUCCGACAAUCACGAGGUCCUGGUGUUG